Cyphellophora attinorum is the source of this 1407-nucleotide messenger RNA. RefSeq names its product putative secretory pathway GDP dissociation inhibitor 1. The coding region runs from base 1 to 1407 and encodes 468 amino acids. The record is from RefSeq and is a predicted model, not a curated record. Gene Ontology annotation, biological process: protein transport; small GTPase-mediated signal transduction; vesicle-mediated transport. Gene Ontology annotation, cellular component: cytoplasm. NCBI's taxonomy places the organism in Eukaryota, Fungi, Ascomycota, Eurotiomycetes, Chaetothyriales, Cyphellophoraceae. The transcript has 6 exons. Gene Ontology annotation, molecular function: Rab GDP-dissociation inhibitor activity.
AUGGACGAGAUCGCGCCCGAAUACGACGUCGUGGUCCUCGGGACUGGCUUGACUGAAUGCGUGCUCUCUGGCGUCCUCAGCGUGAAAGGCAAGAAGGUCUUACACAUCGAUCGCAACGAUCACUACGGCGGCGAGGCUGCUUCCAUCAACAUCGAGACUCUAUUCAAGAAAUAUGGGAACUACAAACAAGGCGAAGAGCCGUGGAAGAAAUAUGGCCGGGUCAACGACUGGAACGUCGACCUCGUACCAAAGCUCCUCAUGGCGAACGGCGAACUGACCAACAUCCUCGUCUCUACAAAUGUCACAAGAUACCUUGAGUUUCGGCAGAUCGCAGGCAGCUUCGUACAACAGGGUUCCGGACCGAGGGCUACCGUGGCCAAAGUUCCCUCGACUGCAGGCGAAGCCCUCAGCUCACCUCUGAUGGGUCUAUUCGAGAAGAGAAGAGCGAAGAAAUUCCUGGAAUGGGUCGGCGCAUAUGAGGAGAGCAAUCCGAGCACACACAACGGCCUGAACAUGAACACAGCUACCAUGAAAGAUGUCUAUGACAAGUUCGGUUUAGAGGCAACGACCAGAGACUUCAUCGGCCACUCAAUGGCGCUCUACAGCACCGACGAAUACCAGACUGCCCCAGGCAUGGCUUCAGAUGCCGUGACCCGCAUUAGGCUAUACGCUAACUCAAUGGCUCGAUAUGGCAAAUCGCCUUAUAUCUAUCCUCUGUACGGCCUCGGCGAGCUCCCACAAGGAUUUGCUCGACUCUCUGCAAUCUACGGUGGCACGUACAUGCUCAACACGUCUAUCGACGAGAUCACCUACGAGGGAGGCAAGGUGUCUGGCAUCAAGGCUACCAUGAAGGAGAGGGGCGAAGAAGGCGAUGGCAUGAAGUUCAGUACAAAAACGAAAAUGAUUCUUGGAGAUCCGUCGUACUUUCCAGGCAAGGUCCAGGUCGUUGGGCAUCUCGUCAAAGCCAUCUGCAUUCUCAACCACCCAGUCGACAAGACAAACGACUCGGACUCGUUCCAGUUGAUCAUCCCUCAAUCGCAAGUCGGACGCAGACAUGACAUCUAUAUCGCUGCUGUCUCAUCAGCUCAUAAUGUCUGCCCACGAGGCUACUAUAUUGCUAUCGUCAGCACGAUCUCCGAGUCCCCUGCCAACCACCACCUUGAGCUGCAGCCCGGUCUCGAACGACUUGGAAGGAUCGAAGAAGUGUUCACUGGUAAACCCAUCCCCAUAUACGAGCCUCUGGAGAGCGGCGUCAAUGAUCGCAUUUUCAUAUCGAAGAGCUACGACGCAAGCUCGCAUUUCGAAACGACGACCGAUGAUAUCAGAGACAUCUACCGGAGGGCCACUGGCGAGGAAUUGAAAGUGCAGGGACUUGCAGAAGGUCAAUCAUUGACGGAGCAAGAAUAG